CACACCAAGAACACACACUACAGAGACCAAGAACACACACACACAACACACAGUGAAGGGUGAGAGAUGACGAACAGUACUAUCGAUAGCGCUGAGGUUGUUCUUCCAAUGUCGUCGUCGUCAUCGUCUAAUUAUUCCCAAGUCUACUCACUUAUUACAAAACAUGUAUCUUACAGUUGUGGGUCCUGUGGAUACGAAUUAAACCUGAAUUCGUGCAACCGCGACAUAUCGGAACAAUACGAAAAGUCAAUAAAACGAGGGGUAAUUUCGUUCUAUUCGAUAGACGAGAGUAGGUUUACUGAGAUGAACAACAAAAUGAUGAGAUGGAGAUUGUGGUUUCUAUUUCAAGGAAGAUCAAGAACCAAGUUGCUCUGUAGAAACUGUGGGAGCUAUAUUGGUACUGUGUGCAAUAUAAAUAAUAAUAAUAAUUCUUCUUCUUUUUCAUCUGCAAUCAAGAACACUUCUGCAGUUACUUGGGAUGGGAUUUCUGCUCGUAGAACUUACGAGAUUAAAAUUCGCUCUUUGAGCCCGUUGGAUCGUUUCUGUUGAUCUGGAGAUUAUAAGAAAAAUGGGAUCUUUUUUGUGUUUUCGUAUGUAGACUGUGGUGUGUGUGUGCCAAGUGUGAAGAAAUAAGGAUUCAAGACCAUGUUAUGUUCUUGUGCAGGGGUGAAAUUUAGAAGGCUAUUUUCCAUCUAAUUUUUUUUGGAAUAAAUUUGUUCAUUUUCAAUUUUCAA
Erythranthe guttata (spotted monkey flower) is the source of this 734-nucleotide messenger RNA. RefSeq lists its product as uncharacterized. NCBI's taxonomy places the organism in Eukaryota, Viridiplantae, Streptophyta, Magnoliopsida, Lamiales, Phrymaceae. The record is from RefSeq and is a predicted model, not a curated record.